Molecule: messenger RNA, 2261 nt
Organism: Toxorhynchites rutilus septentrionalis
Lineage: Eukaryota; Metazoa; Arthropoda; Insecta; Diptera; Culicidae
Product: lipase 3-like
Exons: 6
Coding region: 432-2102 (556 amino acids)
Biological process (GO): lipid metabolic process
Source: RefSeq, a predicted model, not a curated record
UCGAUUCUAAAAUGUGGUCCCGCUAAGACGUGUUUCCCGGCUCUUGCGCUGUCAUCAUUCGCGGUUACCGAAGUAUAGUGAACUUUCACGGAACUUGUUAUGCGUCGCGGCGUUCCGGUGAACACGCUUCUACGCAAACAACACGGUGAGAUUCGGAAAUACCGGCAUCCUUUGCAUUCGGGGUUCUAACCAACCAAAGUCCACCAAGGAUUAAACAGCGGAAAACGCGCGAAGUGAGUUUGUUUUUGCUGCUUUGAUUUGGUGAAAGUUAAUCGGUUUGAAAGUGUUGAGAAAGCCGUCCAUAAACCACACCAGAUCUGUACAAAAAUCGAACAGUUGAACGACAGUCAGUCGGACCCCGAGAAAAAAAAACCCAACUACCGGCUUCUCGGAAACCGGUUUGCGCGAAACGCACCCCAAAAAACAUAACCAUGACCUUGGUCAAAACGGCCCGAUGCAGCGCAGUAAAGCGGACGAUGACAUUUGGCCCACUUACGGCGCUGUUGCUGCUGCUGCUGCUGUCUCUUUGCGGCAAUGCAGCGAGCGAAGGCAUCUUGGACAACAUCAUUUCCCAGCUGGUGUCGACGGCUGCGACGGCUCAAAACUAUCUCGAUAUGGGCCCGUUCCACGACGACGAACGCGGCGGGAAGCGGCAGCAGCAGCAGCAGCAGCCGACGGAGGCGGAAGCGAGUGAUUCCUUCAUUGGGCUCAGUCCCACGUCGUCCAUCUUCUCGCCGACAACGUCUUCGAGUGCACCAACUGGUGCGAGUGUUUCGGCGACGAGUCAUUCGGUUGCCAAAAAUCCCUUCUGGAAUCCGUUUACCUGGUUGAAACCGCGUGCCGUGUCGAUUCCAUACAAUCCGGAUACGGAUUUGAGUACGCCGGAAAUUGCUGUCCGACAUGGGUACACGGCGGAAGCGCACACUCUCAAGACGGCAGACGGUUACCUUCUGACGCUGCAUCGCAUUCCUUGCGGCCGGAUGGGAUGUGUCGAGGGCAAAGGUGUGGGCCAGCCGGUCUUCCUCCAGCACGGACUGCUGUCGAGUUCCGCCGAUUGGCUGCUUAGCGGACCGGAGAAAGCGCUUGCGUUCAUUCUGGCCGACGCCGGGUAUGACGUUUGGUUGGGGAACGCACGGGGAAAUACCUACUCCCGAAAGCACGUCUCCAUGAAUAGUGAUGAAACGGCAUUUUGGGACUUCAGCUGGCACGAGAUGGCCCUUUACGAUAUUCCAGCGGAGAUCGAUUUUGUGUACGCAAUGAGGAAACUUGAACGCAAUGAGACGCGACAGAAUAUGCUCUACGUGGGGCAUUCGAUGGGAACCACCAUGGCGUUCGUCCUAUUAGCCAGCCGACCGGAAUACAAUCAGAAGAUUCAGGCAGUUUUUGCCAUGGCUCCGGUGGCAUUCAUGGGACACGUUAAAAGUCCCAUACGGUUGCUAGCCCCAUUCUCCCACGAUAUUGAAAUUCAACUAGAUCAGGUCACAAAUCUUCAUAUUCCCAAUUGGGUUGACGGGCUCGCAAAUGAUAUACUAAAGCGGUUAUCUUUGCGUCUGUUGAUGAUACUGAAAUUCCUCGGAGGCAACGAGUUCAUGCCACAGAACAAGAUCAUCCGCUAUCUGGCCAAGUACGGCUGCGAGCUGACCGAGGCCGAGAAGUACAUCUGCGAGAACACGGUGUUCGUGUUGUGUGGCUUCGACAAGGAGCAAUACAACGCCACCCUGAUGCCGGUGAUCUUUGGCCACACGCCGGCGGGAACCUCGACCAAGACGGUGGUGCACUACGCCCAGGAGAUUCACGAGAAUGGCAACUUUCAGCUGUUCGAUUACGGCGAGUCGGAGAACGAGCGUCGGUACGGCCAGCCGAAACCUCCCAGCUACGAUCUGGAUAACAUUGCGACCCCGAUUGCGCUGUUCUACGCGAACAAUGAUUGGCUGGCGGGACCGAUGGAUGUGGCGACUUUGUUCAACCGACUUACCAGGACCUCGAUCGGGAUGUUCCGGGUGCCGAACGAUAAUUUCAACCACGUGGACUUCCUCUGGGGCAACGACGCUCCGGAGGUGGUUUAUAAACAGCUGAUGAUGCUGAUGUUGAGGUAUAAGUGAAGUUUGUUUUUUUCCCUCUCUCUAAUAGCUGUAGGUAUCUCUUGAGAUCGCUCUCUAUUCAGCCUUGGGAUGCACCUCUACUUCCACGUGUGUCCUUCCGAUAAACUCAAAGAAAGCUUUAAUAUAAUUAAAAUUAAAUAUUACAUAUUCAUCAUACAA